AUGGGACGCAAGGCCGAGGUGCAGCGCAUGCUGCUCGAGCGGCUCAUGGGGCCCGAGGCGUUUGGCAGCGCUACGGCCACGCUCCACUUCACCGAUCCAAAGGUCUGCCGCAACUUUCUCUGCGGCACCUGCCCGCACGACCUCUUUAGCAACACAAAAGUCGACCUCGGGGUGUGCCCCAAGUCACACACGCCAAAGUACAAGGACGAGUACCAGGCGGCGCUGCUCAAGGGCGAGCGCUUCCCGCAGUUUGAAAAGGAGCACGAACAGAACAUCUUUUCCUUCAUCUCGGACAUCGACCGCAAGAUCAACGCCAACAAGCGCAGGCUCGAGCAGACGCCCGAGGAGAUCGCACGCUUCGCCAACAUGAACCGCGAGAUCAGCGAGAUCGAGGCCGCACUCGCCGCCGCCAUGGCAGAGGUCGAGAGCCUCGGAGAGCAGGGCAUGAUUGACGAAUCGCUCGCCGAGCUGCAGAAGGCAGAGGCGCUCAAGGAGGAAAAGGCGGCAAAGGAACGGGAGCUCCACCAGCUCCAGGAGAACAGCGGCGCCAGUGGACAUCAGAAGUUGCGCGUCUGCGACAUCUGCGGUGCCUACCUCAGUAUCCUCGACUCGGACAGGCGCCUGGCCGACCACUUCGGAGGAAAGAUGCACCUGGGCUACCUCAGAUUGCGAGAAAUGAUCCGCGAGUUUGAAGACAGGAGGCGCGAUCCCAACGCACCACCGAUGGGCGCACCCGCCAAGAUGCUCAACGGCACCAAGGCCUCGGCGUCCUCGACGACAGCGCCGAUGGACCUCAGCAACGGUGGGCCGCUGGAGGAGGGCGAGACGAGGCCAGAUCGCCAGCACGACAUCGACCAGGAGCGGUACAAGCGCGACGAGCAGAGGCGCGAGAGCCGCCUGUCGAGGGACGACCAUCUCGAUGGCAGGCGAGACGACGAAGGGCGGAAACGGGGCAUCGCCUCCGUGUCUUAG
Messenger RNA from Pseudozyma flocculosa PF-1, 972 nucleotides. RefSeq lists its product as uncharacterized. NCBI's taxonomy places the organism in Eukaryota, Fungi, Basidiomycota, Ustilaginomycetes, Ustilaginales, Ustilaginaceae. Bases 1 to 972 code for a protein of 323 amino acids. Gene Ontology annotation, biological process: mRNA splice site recognition. Gene Ontology annotation, molecular function: mRNA binding. The transcript is spliced from 3 exons. Gene Ontology annotation, cellular component: U1 snRNP; U2-type prespliceosome. The record is from RefSeq and is a predicted model, not a curated record.